Macrobrachium nipponense is the source of this 2636-nucleotide messenger RNA. Its product is annotated as major facilitator superfamily domain-containing protein 6-like. The record is from RefSeq and is a predicted model, not a curated record. Bases 858 to 2291 code for a protein of 477 amino acids. The transcript has 11 exons. NCBI's taxonomy places the organism in Eukaryota, Metazoa, Arthropoda, Malacostraca, Decapoda, Palaemonidae. Gene Ontology annotation, cellular component: membrane. Gene Ontology annotation, molecular function: transmembrane transporter activity.
ACCGGGGUCAUUUUACUUAGUGCAACGCGGUGAUUUCAAUUAUCAAAUAUAACCAACCAUAAAGCGAAACAUGACAAGGGGACUGAAAGGGAUUGGAAACCUUCCCGCCUAAACAAGUGGCGAUCGCUAGACACGCCGCUAGGCUGCCACUAGCCAGUCAGGCAGGCAGGGUUCCCCCUUGUCCGUCCGUCCGUCCUUCAACGAGGUUGUGUUGUGCAGAAAAUAAGCUUCAUGAACACAAACGACAGUGAUUCGUACCGUGAUUAGGCUGGUCAAGAGGAGAUGGUGACGGGCAGGUCUACCGAAAGAGAAAUAUAUAUAUAAAAUAAAGUGGAUGAUAAGACAUAUAUAAAAUAAAGUGGAUAAAAAGAUAUAUAAAAUAGUGAAUAAUAAGACAUAUAUAAAAUAAAGUGGAUAAUAAGAUAUAUAUAAAAUAAAGUGGAUGAUAAGACAUAUAUAAAAUAAAGUGAAUAAUAAGACAUAUAUAAAAUAAAGUGGAUAAUAAGACAUAUAUAAAAUAAAGUGGAUAACAACCCUAAAGUAAUAAAAAGAAAAUUAUAUAAUUUUUUAAAGUUUUGCACAUAUUCUAGUCUAGUGGUGGAGUGUGCACGGAACUGUGUUCGUUGAGUGAGCAUUGAGGAAACUGGAACUACAGCCAAUGUACUGGAAGAUCUAGAAGAUACGUCUAAUAACGUGAAAUCAGUGUUAAUAUAUAAAGAAAAAGUGUAUAACAAUCCUAAAAUAAAAACUGGAACAUUAUAUAAGGUUUUAAAGUUUUGCACCUAAGUCUAGUGGUAUAGGGUGAGCAUUGAGGAACCAAGGAACCAGCCAAAUAGGAUACCUCUAAAAAAGUCAACAUGAAAAUCGACUGGGAAUUAUUUCCUAUAAAACUACACUACCUAGUGAGGUUUUGUGGCACGGGACCCCUGACGCCUUUCCUGCCCGUGAUAGCCCGGCACAAGGGCGUGUCCUCCACAGUCAUCAGCCUCAUAUGGACCGUCAUGCCCUUCGUCAGCCUGAUCAGCAAGACUUGCGCCGGGGCGCUGUCGGACUACUUCCGCGUCCACAGGCAAGUCUUCCUCGGCAGCCUCAUGUUGAUGAUCGUCUCCUUCAUCGGGAUCUACUUCACGCCCGAUAUCGUACCGCACGCCUCCUCCAACGCGUCCGCCGACGCUGCAGAGAUGCUCUCCAACUGGACGGAACCGGAGGCGCACAACGAGUCUCAUUAUGUACCUGAUCCAGAGAGCUCCACUACGGGAGAACUGCUCCGGAGGUACGAGUUCUGGCUCCUCUUCCUGUGCUUACUGGGACAAUACUGCGGCCACAUCACCACCAUUACUAUGCAGGAAACAAUAUGCUUCAGUUUAAUAGGUGACGCCCUUCACAAAUAUGGGGAGCAACGGCUGUGGGGGACACUAGGAUGGGGCAUCUCUGCUGUGGCUGGCGGGGCUCUGGUCGACUGGUAUUCCAGGGGAAUGUUGAAACCAGACUACGCUCCGGCCUACUCGAUUGCCGUAGUUUUCUUAACAAUAGACCUGGUGAUUGUGGGACGCCUGCGCUUCAGCAUCACGCCAGUGAAGAUGGACCCUAAGAAGGUCCGAGGAAUUUUCAAGAUACCUGCUGUCCUUCUGGUUCUGAUUACGACGGUAGUGGUUGGUGCUUCAUGCGGAAUGAUUUGGACAUUUCAACUCCUCUUGGUGGAGGAUGUGGCAAAGAUGUGGGACUCAAACUUCCCUUUUACAAAGCUUCUGCAAGGAAUCCUCGUCUUUGUUCAGUGCUUACUCAGUGAGAUGCCAUUCUUCUACCUGGCAGGUCACAUCAUAGCAAAAAUUGGUCACUUCUACUCCUUCUUCUUGGCACUUCUCGCAUUCUGCGUCCGUCUUUGCUUCUACUAUACUGUGACCAAUCCGUGGUGGUUUAUACCAAUUGAACUCGUCCAUGGGAUGUCAUUUGGACUUGCAUAUGCAACCAUGGCCUCCUAUGCAAACAGCAUCACUCCCAAAGGAGCAGAAGCAACAACUCAGGCCAUCUUUGGAGCAGCUUUCUUUGGAGGGACUGGAGUAGGAGGUCUUGUGGGGGGAUGGCUAUUUGAAAUAAUGACUGGUUGGAAAGCUUUCCUUACUGCAGGAAUUGCAAAUGGAAUCUAUGCCUUAAUCUUUCUGGCAAUUCACUUGAUCAUUUCCCAAUCCACGAAGAGUCAGCAUGUAAGAGGGAGGAAAGAAGGCAAACCAAAUGAAUCGGCAGCUGAAGAAGAAAUGGAGAAGCUGCAAGGAGUUAACAAUAUCACUUGAUGAGAGGAUACUUGUAGCUUCUACAACAGUGAAGUCUAUUCAAGGGAACAGUUACCAGAAAUCGCUCUACAUUUCUUGUAACAUACUUAAAUGCCCUUAACGGUGAUCUUUGAGCAAUGGUGAAUCUCUUAAAAAAUGAACCAAAGAAUUUGAGAUGAUCUGCAGAGAAGCAACACUGUCUUCUCAUCGACAAAGAUCCUGGAUUUAAGGGAGCUUUCACAUCCCACCAGUCUCACUUACUGAAUAAAGAAUGCCUGUUUGUAUAAAAGGCAACUAUUUUGAGAUAAUUAUCCGUAUAUAAAUGGAUCUCAUGAAACACGUGUUAUCUAGAUGUUAUUUUUGCAU